Messenger RNA from Coturnix japonica (Japanese quail), 2218 nucleotides. It is a transcript of the gene MCMDC2, whose product is annotated as minichromosome maintenance domain containing 2. NCBI's taxonomy places the organism in Eukaryota, Metazoa, Chordata, Aves, Galliformes, Phasianidae. The record is from RefSeq and is a predicted model, not a curated record. Gene Ontology annotation, biological process: double-strand break repair via break-induced replication. Gene Ontology annotation, molecular function: DNA binding; single-stranded DNA helicase activity; ATP binding. Gene Ontology annotation, cellular component: nucleus.
AAAAGUCCAAAGAUCUUUUUGGAAGAUGUACAAAGAAACACAGAAAAUGAAGGAAAUUACCCUUGUCUACCUUGACAGAAGUGGUGGACUUGAGAAAUUUGUGCAGGACUGCAGAAAAUACAACGACUCAAAACAGAGCUAUGCUGUAUAUCGGUUCGUUAUCUCAGUAAACCCUUCUGAUGUUGCUGAAUUGGACGCCACUCUUGGAAACUACGUUCUUCAUAAGCCCAUGAAAGCUGCGGGGAUAUUUCAGUCAGUAUGUUUUGUAGCUAUUAAGACACUGUCAUUAAUCGAACAAUUACAGACGGAGGCCCAAAUAAGCAUACUGCUGAAACCAACACAUUUGCCACCGUUACCGAGUUAUGUUCUCAGCCUUUCUGCGUUUCCAUUUAAUUACACAUCUAAGAGAUUUUAUACGUCGGAAGGAAUAGCGAUUGCAAUGGGAACCGUCACAAAAUACACCCAAGGAGCAAGAUUUCUUUGCACUGGGGAAACCUGCCCAUACUCUGAAGGGUUUAAUUACAUAAGGGUGCAUGUGCCCGGAGCUACAGAAUCUGCCACAGUGAGGAAUGACUUUGCGUGCAGUUUGUGUUCUUCACCGCUGCAGGAAGAUAUGAAAUUCAGAGUACUUGGUGGUAGGAACUGCGUAGUUUUAUUUCUAGAUAAACAGAUAGUUGAAAUGAUCGAUGCCAAAGUCCUUCAUGCUUUAAAAGGAUAUUCCGACCAUAAAGCACAUUUCAGGAUUCAGGCUUUUACGGUUUUCUUGAGAGAUGAACUGGCCAAUAGAAUGACAAUAGGAAACCACUACAAGAUUAUUGGAAUUCCAGCUUGUGUACAGAAUGGCCCACAAGCCACAGCAUGCAUAGAAGCCAGUAGCGUGCAGCUCUGUAAAACAAAUGGUCCUUCUUUUAUCGGUGAAAAUUUCAAGUAUCUGCUCUCGCUGACCUCAGGUUCCUGCUGGAGGUUUACAGCCCUGCUUGCCAAUAUCUUUGCUUCUCAAGUUGUUCCACCAGGCACUUACAAUACUCUUAAACUGGCAAUAUUACUGAGUCUAGUACAGACCACAUGUGAAAUAGAAAAUGCAGAUUACCUCGAUCUUCUGGUUGUGACAAGUGACAGUCUAAUAGCUGAUAGGCUUCUGAAUUACAGCCUAUGUCUCCUGCCUCGAGGCAUACGACACCCAGCCUCCAGUGACAUCUUUCCUUCUGUGUCCAAAGAUAAGCACGGAACUGGAAGCGCGAGCAUUCAAGCUUGCAGUGCUCUGCUGGCUCAGGGCGGUAUCUGUUACAUAGGAGACUUAUCUUCAUACAAAAAGGAUAAACUUGAACUCCUACAGUCAGUGCUAGAGAGCAGGACAACGACACUGUUCAUUCCUGGGAAGAAGUACGGAGAAGAGGCUGACCAACAAGUGACCAUUUCAGUGCAGACCAAUUUCUGGUCUUACGUAGACGUGGCUUCUUCCCCAAAGAAACAUAUCGCAAGGGACAGCUUUUUAAUUGGGCAGAUGGACCUGAGUUUGAUUCCACCUAAUCUUUUAGAUGGUUUUGGGCUGUUGAUAUACAAUGAAUUUCCUUCGUGUCAGCUGUCUUUUCCUGUAUUGAAUCAUGUCCUGCAAAACGCCAUUAAUCCUGAAGCCAUGCUAUACAGAGUCUCAGAGCAGUUCAGAACACAGGAUUAUGAAGAGUUCAUUUUGUUCGCUAAGAAUCUUCACGUCCAACUGAGCUCUGAAGCAGAAAACCUCAUUCAGGGCUACUAUCUUGCAAGCCGCAGAGUGAGGAGAGAUUCUGCGCAUGGAUCCAAGUUAUCAGCAUCGGCACUGAAAGUCCUGAUUUCACUGUCCAAAGCUCAUACUAAACUAAGCUUGAGGAAGAAAGUCCUUGAGGAAGAUGCACUGAUUGCCAUCCUGUUGUUUGAAUCAUCUCUUACCCUAAAACAUGGCAAGUCUGCGUUGUGCAUAGAACCAAACGCGGUGUUUCCAUUUGACCUCAGUGAUGAAGACAGCCUGCAACAGAGAGAUAUUUACCUACUGCAGUGCCACCAUCAGCUGCUUCAGUUCAUUGGUGCAUAUGGCCCAGGGACUUACAUUAGCACUAAUGAAGAAUGACAUCUCUAACCUAAGUGAGUCUGAAGCUUCUACUUUAGCUUUCUGGGACUGCAGUUACCGAUAAGUAGAUGAUUAGUUCUUCAUGUUCUAUAAAUGUUAAGAUUGCUAUCACCA